AUGGCGGUGAGCAGCGCUCGAGAAUCCGUCACCGAUCUUUUGUCAGGGCGGGAGGAUGUUAGAACGGUCUCUUCAUCAACAAUGGCGCAGGAAUCGACGACGAUAAAAACAGGGGAAUUAGGUGAAGACGGCGGUGGUGAUGGCGUUAUCAGCGAUAGGAGUAACGUGUUAGCUCGUGUCUUUGAGGAGUUGCUUGACGCCGAGGUGUCGAUGAAUCCUGCGAAGUUGCGUGAGGCUUCCCGUGCCGGCAUUCCGUCUCUCUACCGCAGCACUGUCUACCGCUAUCUACUGGGCAUCACCUUUGUUGACCAUUCGCGUGAAAUGUCGUUGGAACGAAUGCAGGAGAAGGACUUUGAGCAGCUGUUAACAGCCUUUGGGCGAAUUGUAGCAUCUGACGGAACCGGGCAACGGCCCUCUGUGAAGGGACGCAUCAUGCAGCCGCUGGCAUCGCCCAGACUGCAUGACUCUGAGACAAUCCCGCUUAUUACUCGGGAUGAGAGCCAGUUUGCAAACGGAUACCGGUGCUCAGAUCGCAGUUUCUCUGUAGGUUACGCGGCGUGGAUCAAAUUCCGUGCCAACUUGAGGUAUCUGCCUCGCUUUGUAGGAAAUCCAGAGAGACGCCAGCGGAUGGAGUGUGCGUGGCAGGCCUUACAUGUCACAAGCUCCGGAGCGACACCUGACGAGGUGGAGAACUUAUUUGAGCUUGCACUUGUGUUUGAGUCGGUGCAUGGCACUGCGCGGGACAUUUACUUCUCCACGUCUUCCCUCUACUAUCUGUUGACGCAUCACGGAAAUGUACUGCAAAAUGCGCAGUGUCUGCAAAGGAUGUGCGGCACGUUUCUCAUGCUGUUUCGCGCUACAAACUUUGAUCUUUACCGUCACUUUGUAGCAGAGAGUGUCACGGCUGUGGAGUGGUUGCCGGGUAUGCUCAAAACCCUCCUGGCAGGUAGGCUGCAUGAGGAGGACCUGUUGCGCCUGUGGGAUGUAUAUUUGGCGGAUGCCCUGGAGUACCUGGGUUUUCCGCUGCAUCCAUACGUCUGUCUGGCUAUUCUCGAGGAGAUGACGGAAGUGUUGCUGGAGUGUGAGAAGUCCGGCAUCAUUGAGCGGUUGCGACACCUCCCGCGCAUUGAAGCCGGUAGCAUUAUUCAGAAGGCCAUCUCGCUGAAGGAGUCUGUCUUCUCAAAAGAUCUGCUGUGA
Molecule: messenger RNA, 1197 nt
Organism: Trypanosoma cruzi
Lineage: Eukaryota; Euglenozoa; Kinetoplastea; Trypanosomatida; Trypanosomatidae
Exons: 1
Coding region: 1-1197 (398 amino acids)
Biological process (GO): negative regulation of TOR signaling; activation of GTPase activity
Molecular function (GO): GTPase activator activity
Source: RefSeq, a predicted model, not a curated record